CGAGCCUGCCCGAGCUGCUGGGCGGAGCUGCGGCCCGGAGCCGGCGGUGGCGAGAGGACCCGCAGUGGCCACGGCGCGGAGCGGUCGGCGGAGCCAUGGCGGGCUGCUGCUCCGUGCUCGGGUCCUUCCUGUUCGAGUACGACACGCCGCGCAUCGUGCUCAUCCGCAGCCGUAAAGUGGGGCUCAUGAACCGCGCGGUGCAGCUGCUCAUCCUAGCUUACGUCAUCGGGUGGGUGUUCGUGUGGGAAAAGGGCUACCAGGAAACGGACUCCGUGGUCAGCUCAGUGACAACCAAAGCCAAAGGUGUGGCUGUGACCAACACCUCUCAGCUUGGAUUCCGGAUCUGGGACGUGGCGGACUAUGUGAUUCCAGCUCAGGAGGAAAACUCCCUCUUCAUCAUGACCAACAUGAUCGUCACCGUGAACCAGACACAGAGCACCUGUCCAGAGAUUCCUGAUAAGACCAGCAUUUGUAAUUCAGACGCCGACUGCACUCCCGGCUCCGUGGACACCCACAGCAGUGGAGUUGGGACUGGAAGAUGUGUUCCUUUCAAUGAGUCUGUGAAGACCUGUGAGGUGGCCGCAUGGUGCCCAGUGGAGAACGACGUUGGCGUGCCAACGCCGGCUUUCUUAAAGGCUGCAGAAAACUUCACCCUCUUGGUAAAGAACAACAUCUGGUACCCCAAGUUUAACUUCAGCAAGAGGAACAUCCUCCCCAACAUCACCACGUCCUACCUCAAAUCGUGCAUUUACAAUGCUCAAACGGAUCCCUUCUGCCCCAUAUUCCGUCUUGGCACAAUCGUGGAGGACGCGGGACAUAGCUUCCAGGAGAUGGCAGUUGAGGGAGGCAUCAUGGGUAUCCAGAUCAAGUGGGACUGCAACCUGGACAGAGCCGCCUCCCUUUGCCUGCCCAGAUAUUCCUUCCGGCGCCUGGACACCCGGGACCUGGAACACAAUGUGUCUCCUGGCUACAAUUUCAGGUUUGCCAAGUACUACAGGGACCUGGCCGGCAACGAGCAGCGCACACUCACCAAGGCAUACGGCAUCCGCUUUGACAUCAUCGUGUUUGGAAAGGCUGGGAAGUUUGACAUCAUCCCUACCAUGAUCAACGUUGGCUCUGGCUUGGCGCUCCUCGGGGUGGCGACGGUGCUCUGUGACGUCAUAGUCCUCUACUGCAUGAAGAAGAAAUACUACUACCGGGACAAGAAAUAUAAGUAUGUGGAGGACUACGAGCAGGGUCUUUCGGGGGAGAUGAACCAGUGACGCCUAACGCUACAUUUCCACCCCGCUCGGCCCGCGAAGCAGAAAGAUGGGGAGAGAUGGCUACUGUGUCUGUCACUCUAGAGAAAGCUCCAGGGUUUCAGCUCAGUUCUCCACUCCACAAAUACUCAGGGUUGCCCAAGCACGUCUCAUUGAGCCCGGUUCUGCUCUGCUGCUCAGAUGGGCUUCGGAUACAAGAUCCUCCUGCUUCCGCCUCUAGGAAUGCUGGGAUCAUACACGUUCACUGCAACGCCCAUUUCCCAUGGGAGUUUUGGCAUUUUUUACAUUUUACCUUUCCUUUGUAUACAUCUAAGGCUGGCCUCAGACGCAAGACGUUCUUCCACCCUAUACACCCUUUUAAUCUCACUGUGUGUGGGAAGGGGGUCGUUUGCACACGACGCACGGUGGAUGUCCGGUGUGCUGUUGGUUGGGCCACCUGUGGCUUAUACAGUGUGAGCGUAUGGAGGUAGGCGGGGUCUGAGAGCAGAGACACUGCUGUGGCUUACGUACAGGCCCAGGCCUCUGAGGCACAGCGGCUCUGUCCACGCACUUUAUUUCUAAGGAAGGAGGCUCUCCCAGGUGCUGUCAGCAGGCCUGGGACACUAUUCCUCUUCCUUAUAAUCAGAGAAGUUGUCCUUGUAGCAAAGGCAGGGUUAGCUUUUCCUUUUAUAAGGGCUGUGUUGAAACGACCUAGGACCAAACAUUAAAAGAAAUAAUUUUUUAAAGA
This is a messenger RNA of Rattus rattus (black rat), 1986 nucleotides long. RefSeq names its product purinergic receptor P2X 4 (gene P2rx4). The record is from RefSeq and is a predicted model, not a curated record. Bases 96 to 1262 code for a protein of 388 amino acids. The transcript is spliced from 12 exons. Gene Ontology annotation, cellular component: nuclear inner membrane; plasma membrane. NCBI's taxonomy places the organism in Eukaryota, Metazoa, Chordata, Mammalia, Rodentia, Muridae. Gene Ontology annotation, molecular function: extracellularly ATP-gated monoatomic cation channel activity; purinergic nucleotide receptor activity; ATP binding. Gene Ontology annotation, biological process: monoatomic cation transmembrane transport; response to ATP.